CGGGGUGAACCCGGGGGCCCCCCAGCACACACACGCACACACGCACACACACACACUCACACACACCCUUCCCUCUCGCUCUGAAGGGGAAGGGAGGAGGCCGGUCGCUGUCACCACCCCGCGGCCCAGAGAAAGGAGGGCGCCGGGCCGCUGGAUAGCGCGGGCUGCUGGGCCAUUGCGUGCCGGCCCGGUCCCGCACGGUGGGGUGAGGAGGUCCCCAGGUCCUGCCCUGAGUCUCCUCCCCGCCACUUCAUCCAUCUUUCGCUUGUUCUCUUUUCACCUUCCUCGUCUUUUUGUGUGUGUGCGUGCGUGUGUUGACUUUCUGACCCCCUCCCGUGUCCCCGCGAAUAGCGGGUAUCCCUAGGUUCCCCGCCACUCCCCCUCACCGCCACCACCCCUCUCGUGUUUACCCAGUUGGGGGGGCGGAUGUUGUGAGUGUGUAUCCCCUCCCCAAACUUUUUCACUGCAUUUACAUUUUUUUUUUCCCAAGUCUCAGCCGAGCCUUGGCAGCUGACACCUUCUCCCUCUGUCCAGCUCUCCCGCCGUCCCAUUCAGCCCGGGGAAUCCCCCAGCCGGGCCGGCCCGGGGCAGGCGGGGAGCGGUGGGGGCCGGGACUCCUGGAGGCCCGACCUUCUCCCGAAGCGCUUUUCUUUCUCGCCCACCUCGAACGUUUCCUCCAACCAAGUGGAGAGAGCAAACAAAGUCCGCUUACAAAGCCCCCAGAUGAGUCACUCUCUGGGAUGUUGGUCUUCGCUUUUUUGCAAGAAACUUGAAAGUGACUGUAGCCGAUGUGUUUUGGCAAUUCUCUUGCCCGCCCACUUUAGAUGGGGGACCCCUGUUUGGCAGAUCUAGGCUGGAACUUAUUUUUUUCCUGCUUCGUUUCUAUUUGCAAAACGAAGCAUUCAGUGGGCAGUAGCGAUGAGCUCACGGGGAAACUUCGGAACUGGAGGAGGUUAGGAAGCUCGUCACUUUUAAGUGCGUUCUUCCCGCCUCUCUGAGUUAUUUUCCUUUGAAUACUUCGUGAAAUCCCAAACGCGUAGCUGGGGCGCUUGAUACCUUUUGAAACUAACAGGAACGGAUGCAGAAUUUUCAAAAAACUAUUCUCCCAGCCACUGGAUUCAUCCUAGUGGAGUUAAUAUAGACAGUUGGAUAACUCAGAAAUUACCUACUGUGUAGACUGGCCUGUUGUUUUAAGACAUAUUUUUUCAAAUGUGGGCAAUUUGAUCUUUAAGUAGUUAUGGAAAUAUAUUUGGGCUUCUUAAAAUCUAAAAUACCCAACAUUAUGGAAUUCAUGAACUUCCCCCUUUUCUCAUUCUGAUCAGUGUUGUUUUAUUGUACUUUGAUGAGCUUGCUAAUAAUGUGAUAAACCAACUUGAAAAUGCAUUGGAAAAGAAAUGAUAUAUAACUAGCAUGCAUCCAGGUUGGUGUAAAGGUGGCAAAUACUUUCCCCAGAAAAAAGCUCAAAUGGUUAUUUUAAAAUAUGGGAUUGAUGGGCCACUGAAGUGAUUUUCAUGUGAUUAAAAACCAUAUUAAGCAUGGUGUCUAUAGAGAUUGAAAAAAAAAAGAGUUCUUCAUGUAAAGGAAAAACCCAUAACGCAUCUUUGGAAAGCUGGUUGAAAAAUCUUUUGAAAUACUUUUUUAAAGAUUAUUUUUCCCCUGGGUAAAACAAAUGCCAAGCGUUUAUUGAUCAACUUUUUAAUUCGAUUUUAUAUUAUUUAAUUUUUUUCAGCUAUUAAAAUCUUUUUUUCCACCUGAUGGAGAAGUGUGAAAACAAAUAUUUAAUCCUGGGCUUGGCAAUGUGUGCAGUGAAAUUUGUUGGAAAACUUAAAAUUUAGAGCCGAGAGCAGUUGAAUGGGUAAAGAGAAUAUUUCAGUCUUUUCUAUGGAAAGAGAACAAGUUGGGAAAACCCAGUUCCCCCUUAGAAGGCUUCAUGUAGAAGUGUGGGGAUCCUAGGAAUCCUCAGAGAGUGAUUCCUGUAGUGGUUCUACAGCAUUUCACCCAAGAAGCAGGGACCUGGUGUGACCCUCGUGUGAGAGUGAGCUUCAGCAAUGCUGUAAAAAUACUUUAUGUUGCCACAGACAUCUGAAUUGGUAAAAUGGCAGCCCAUGAAGCUUCCCAUCACCAACAGCAGGCAGCACAGAACAGCUUGCUGCCCCUCCUGAGCUCUGCCGUGGAGCCACCUGAUCAGAAACCAUUGCUUCCAAUACCAAUAACUCAGAAACCUCAGGGUGCACCAGAAACAUUAAAGGAUGCCAUUGGGAUUAAAAAAGAAAAACCCAAAACUUCAUUUGUGUGCACUUACUGCAGUAAAGCUUUCAGGGACAGCUAUCACCUGAGGCGCCACGAAUCCUGCCACACAGGGAUCAAGUUGGUGUCCCGGCCAAAGAAAACCCCCACCACGGUGGUUCCCCUUAUCUCUACCAUCGCUGGGGACAGCAGCCGAACUUCGUUGGUCUCGACCAUUGCAGGCAUCUUGUCAACAGUCACUACAUCUUCCUCGGGCACCAACCCCAGUAGCAGUGCCAGCACCACAGCUAUGCCAGUGACCCAGUCUGUGAAGAAACCCAGUAAGCCUGUCAAGAAGAACCAUGCUUGUGAGAUGUGUGGGAAGGCCUUCCGAGAUGUGUACCAUCUCAAUCGGCACAAGCUCUCCCAUUCAGAUGAGAAACCCUUUGAGUGUCCUAUUUGUAAUCAGCGCUUCAAGAGGAAGGACCGGAUGACUUACCAUGUGAGGUCUCAUGAAGGAGGCAUCACCAAACCCUAUACUUGCAGUGUUUGUGGGAAAGGCUUCUCAAGGCCUGACCACUUAAGCUGUCAUGUAAAACAUGUCCAUUCAACAGAAAGACCCUUCAAAUGCCAAUUUUCCUCCCUCAUGCAGACGUGCACUGCUGCCUUUGCCACCAAAGACAGACUGCGGACACACAUGGUGCGCCACGAAGGCAAGGUAUCAUGUAACAUCUGUGGGAAGCUCCUGAGUGCAGCAUACAUCACCAGCCACUUAAAGACUCAUGGGCAGAGCCAAAGUAUCAACUGUAAUACAUGUAAACAAGGCAUCAGUAAAACAUGCAUGAGUGAAGAGACCAGUAACCAAAAGCAGCAGCAGCAGCAGCAGCAGCAGCAGCAGCAACAACAACAACAUGUGACAAGCUGGCCAGGGAAGCAAGUAGAAACACUGAGACUGUGGGAAGAAGCUGUUAAAGCAAGGAAGAAAGAAGCUGCUAACCUGUGCCAAACCUCCACGGCUGCUACGACACCUGUGACUCUCACUACUCCAUUCAGUAUAACAUCCUCUGUGUCGUCUGGGACUAUGUCAAACCCAGUCACAGUGGCAGCUGCAAUGAGCAUGAGAAGUCCAGUAAAUGUUUCAAGUGCAGUUAACAUAACCAGCCCAAUGAACAUAGGGCAUCCUGUAACUAUAACCAGUCCAUUAUCCAUGACCUCUCCUUUAACACUCACUACCCCAGUCAACCUCCCCACCCCCGUCACUGCCCCAGUGAAUAUAGCACACCCUGUCACCAUCACAUCUCCAAUGAAUCUACCCACACCUAUGACAUUAGCCGCCCCUCUCAAUAUAGCAAUGAGACCUGUAGAGAGCAUGCCUUUCUUGCCCCAAGCUUUGCCUACAUCACCGCCUUGGUAAACAGUAUUAUAAAAUCAAAAUAUGGGUAAAAGUAAAUAUUUACCAGCAACUUAACUUUUAGUUGAUUAAAGCAAAAAGUAAACCAUGAAAUUGGGAGAUUUUAUUACAUUAGUUAAUAAGAGUGUGGUAGCAUUUUUCUCCAAUUUGGCUGGGAUUAUUCAAAGUAGGGUGUGUAUGUAACUUAUCACUGGACCACUUUAGUUUAAUCAGAAAUUCCUUUUAGCUGACAACAUUGCUUAAACAGGAUAGUAGUUGGCAAGAUGAAAUGCCAGAAUUAAAACCAAUCAUAAGUAGAACCCACUUCAAAAUAAAAAAACAGCAUUACUAUUUCUAAUCCCAAGGAAUCACUUUAUUGUAAACACUAGCAGAACUCUUCUCCCUAUACAAGGUGGAUGGCUGAUUUUAACCUGAAAUUUUAAAUCCACAGAUUGAGAGCUAGUGUAGAAUUGUCUGUGUUUAUUGUUUUUAUGAGUAAAUACAUGCAUUGUCAUAAUAAAAUGCAUUUCAGAGAAUAUGCAUUUUACCUUUGGGAAUAUGUUAAUUUCAGGCAGCAUUCCCUAUGGGAAAGGUGAUACCAGCUCUGAUAUGCAAAGCAUAUGAUAAUUUAUCAUUCUAACUUCAACGUAUAAUAGGGAUUGUGACCUGAUAUUUGGAGAUGUAAAUAUUGCUCAGCAUAUUAAUCCCGAUGGAAUAUAGCAUUGUAGUUGACUUUUUAAAAAAAAAAAAAUUUUAAAAAAAAUCUACAAAUUGUGUUUUGCUAAGAAAAGCCUCAACUGACAGAGGAGAAGUCAAGUGUGUGGACAGGCAGGCUCCUAAUAAACAGAGUCCAGUGGGAUUCCUAUUUAGGAGCCAAGGAGUACUUUGGAACAGUUCAAAUAUAUUGCUUUAAAUUGGAAGACGCUGGAGGCACUGGGAUGUGAUAUGCCCCUCUCUCUCCCAAUCAGAGUCUGUUGAUAUUACAACAGGGACAGAUGUGUUAGUUGCUCACUAGAGUUUAUGUCUUAUAUUAAAUUGUAUACAGUUUUUAUUCUAACCACUAACUAGGUAGUGUAUGCCCCUUCAGAACAUGCAGAGUGUAUCUUUUUUUAAAUUUCUCCUUCCGUUUCUUAAGUAUUGAGCAGAUUUGUUCAACUUUGUAAAUAUGGACAUCACUUUUUUUUUUCUUUGAGAAAACACUUGUAUCAGCUUUGUGGUGGUUUCAGGGAGACAGCUGUCUGCAUUCCCUGUAGAAACCCAGCAAUGAUUAUGCACGUUGAGACAUGUGCUUUUUAUUUCUUAGCAAGAUAUUUUAUCUCUGUACAUAAAGUAGAAACCAAAAGCUAGGGAAACAGAUACUCUUUACACCAUCAUGCCACGCAUUGUUUUUAAAGCAUUGCGUUAAAAAAAAAAACCAAGACGCUGUGAUUUUUUAAGUUGCAAUAUGUUUUUGGUUUUUUUCAUUUUUUAAUCAUUGCAGUUAAGAGAAAUGGAAAUUAAUUGUGUUAAUCUUGCAGAAUGUUUGCAGGACUGACUAUCAAACUGGAUGAUUUCCGUUUAUACCCUACUGUGUCAGUUCAAGCAUCAAAAUACCUUGCAUCUGAGACAGACUUCCUACAUCAGGGACAGGUAUCUGUGUGUCAUUAUACAAAACAGUUCUAGGGGGUUGAACUACAUAGUAAAAAAAUAAAAUAAAUAGUACUUAGUGUAAAAUAAUUUUAUAAAUGAUCUUUUGUACUUUAGGACAUUAAAUUGUACAACUUUUGUAUAUAUAAAAGCUUAGGAACUUUCUGUUUAGCAGGAAGGAAACACAUUCCUACACUUUUAAUGUAUAUGUUUGUUAUAAUGUCCAUGUAAACAUGCCCUAUGUUUGUGCCUUUUAGUUUGUCUCAAUAAACAAAAUGUAGAGAAAAAUAUGUAGCUAUGACUUUGUUACAACUGUUCUUAUCCACAGUACAAAAAUGGUUUGUUUUUAAUAUGUAGAGCAUUAUGUGUGGACUACUGGAAGGACUCGUGUAGGGAAAGCCCAAGAAUGACCUUGCUGAGGCCUGGAUUGGGAGGCACAGUGGCCACAUUUGGAGGAAGUUCACAUUUCCUGGCAUGCAGACCCAAAACUGGGUUCUGGCUCUGCCUGCUGGGAUCUGUUAUCUCUGGUGGGCUGGCAGUCAUAAUUCACGAUUCAGACAGCCCAGGCUUCCUCCACAGUGGUCCAAGGAGCAGUCCUCAGUGGGGGCAGGUGUGGGCCCUACCCCUAAGCUAGAAUGUGGUUGUCAGAACCCUGAAAGUAUUAGUUCUAAAAAAAAAAGAUAUAUACUAGAAAUAAUUGUUUUAUCAAUUCAUUGUAUAAUAAACAGGAGUGAGACUUCAUUGUAUGACUUCAGUUAAAAUACUAUUUUGUAUGCAUUCUUUAUUCACUUAAGAAGCUUGUCUGCAAUAAUAAAGCCACGUCAUGUCUUCUUUUGGGCGGGAGAGAGUCGAUGGCAGGAGGGGGUUUUGGGUGGGCCACUGAAAAGGGGUACCGAAUAGGUUGCGUGAUGAAAUUCUCGUGUCUUGGAACUGGAAUUGAGUUUCGAUGUUGAUGAACUGAUUCAACCAGGUGUUGAAGGCACGACGGCCACUGCUCUACGAAAAGGCAGAGUACGUUUUUCCCUUCUGGUUGUAACCUGGUUGAGAGCUUCCCCUUUAUCAGAUUGGCAGCUAAACAGUUGUAUUAGAUAAUCCUUAAAUCUGACAUCCAGCCUGUUAUGCUCUAGGGCUCGCUGCUUGGCCUGCGUUUGCUUUUUAUUGUGUAUCCGUUCCCCUCCUACGGUGUGCUCCUAAAUGAAGGUUUCUAUGUAAGCAGAUGAUGAUUUUACCUGUCAAUACCAGCACUGUAUUACUAACAUGCAAAAUACUGCAGAUUUAUUUUGAAAAUUAAAGUUAACCGGUCACAAA
Molecule: messenger RNA, 6550 nt
Organism: Gorilla gorilla gorilla (western lowland gorilla)
Lineage: Eukaryota; Metazoa; Chordata; Mammalia; Primates; Hominidae
Gene: VEZF1
Product: vascular endothelial zinc finger 1
Exons: 7
Coding region: 2096-3640 (514 amino acids)
Biological process (GO): regulation of transcription by RNA polymerase II
Cellular component (GO): nucleus
Molecular function (GO): RNA polymerase II cis-regulatory region sequence-specific DNA binding; DNA-binding transcription factor activity, RNA polymerase II-specific
Source: RefSeq, a predicted model, not a curated record